This is a messenger RNA of Gambusia affinis (western mosquitofish), 5650 nucleotides long. It is a transcript of the gene htr1fa, whose product is annotated as 5-hydroxytryptamine (serotonin) receptor 1Fa. The transcript is spliced from 4 exons. Gene Ontology annotation, biological process: adenylate cyclase-activating adrenergic receptor signaling pathway. Gene Ontology annotation, cellular component: plasma membrane. Gene Ontology annotation, molecular function: G protein-coupled serotonin receptor activity. Bases 268 to 1521 code for a protein of 417 amino acids. Lineage: Eukaryota; Metazoa; Chordata; Actinopteri; Cyprinodontiformes; Poeciliidae. The record is from RefSeq and is a predicted model, not a curated record.
CCAAGAGGCUCGCUCUCGCCUGAGCGCGCUCCUCUGUCGGCUCACUAACUGGGUGUCGGCGUGAACGUCGGGAAGCUGUGAAUGAACAUUAAUGUGGAAUCUAAUGUGCUUUUCGCGCUGGAUGGUUUUCCUCGGCCAUUUCAUUUCUGCUUCGGAAGUCGGUCAUACAGACAUACAGUCAAGCUCAGCAGACUCACAGCACCACCAGGCACUGAGCAAUAGUGGUGAGGUGAUGGCAGAUUUGGCAGGCAGUACAGAUCUCAGCAGAUGGUCUGCUGCACACUGAACCGACCAAAAACAGCAAAACAUCGAAGGAUAGACAGAAUGGAUUUCUUUAAUUGGACCGAAGGAGCCUUUGCUACAAACAGCAGCAGUUAUGACUCCUUUGAGACUGCAACACUCCCUCCCAGUAAAAUCCUACUAACAAUAACCCUUUCUAUUGUUGCCGUACUAACUACAUUCUUUAACUGUCUGGUGAUCACAGCUAUUGCUGUCACCCGCAAGCUACAUCACCCAGCCAACUACCUCAUCUGCUCGUUAGCGGUGACUGACCUGUUGGUGGCUGUGCUUGUCAUGCCCUUCAGCAUAAUCUACAUCCAAAAUGAAAAAUGGAUCAUGGGCGAGGUGGUGUGCACCAUUUGGUUGAGCAUAGACAUUGCGUGUUGUACCUGCUCAAUUCUUCAUCUUGCUACAAUUGCCAUUGACCGCUACAGGGCCAUUACAGAUGCCGUGGAGUAUUCUCGCAAGCGCACAGGAGCCAGGGCUGGUGUCAUGGUGGCAGUAGUGUGGCUCUUGUCCAUUCUCAUUUCACUUCCUCCGCUACUCUGGCGACACUACAGCGAUGACGAAGAGCAUAAGGAUCAAUGCAUCAUCAUCCACCACCACAUGGCUUUCACUCUUUAUUCCACUCUUGGGGCAUUUUAUAUUCCUCUGAUGCUCAUUCUAAUCCUCUAUUACAAAAUCUACAAGGCUGCCCAGACACUUUACAUGCGCAGAGAGGCUAGCAGGGCUAGCCGUCACUCAUGCAUGACCAAUGGGAGCAUGAUUCCUUCAUCCUAUCCUGCUGGAGACAGCGAUGGUGAUGGUGGUCCUCAGAGUCCAGAGCCCAUAAGCCCACCAGAAAAGUCCUUCUCUGAGCCUUCUACUGAGGAAACGCCACGUGAACGGGUGCGAGCCUCCAAAAAGGUUUUCCAAAGCAAGUCACGCAGGAAUGACUCGAGGAGCGAGUCACGUCGAAGCCAAAUUUACCAAGCGCCCCGGAUUUCAGGCUCACGGGAACGAAAGGCAGCAUCCACACUGGGGUUAAUAAUAGGGGCCUUUGUUAUCUGUUGGCUGCCAUUUUUUGUCAAGGAGGUGAUCGUCAAUACAUGUGGUUCCUGCAACACUUCUAUCGAAAUGGCAGAUUUUCUUACGUGGUUGGGCUACCUUAACUCUCUGAUCAACCCCCUCAUCUACACCAUCUUUAAUGAGGACUUUAAAAAAGCUUUCCAAAAACUUAUUAGAUGCAGUCAUUACCUCUGAUGCUUAGUCAUGCAUGAUAGAGCUCACACACCAUUUAACAAACAUAUGUAACAAAAAGAGAACAAAAGUAGUGGCUUCAGUCAGAGAAUACUAACAGAACACUAAAUCAAUAUACCACAGGAAAAAGGAUAUAAACAAGAAAAAAGACUGAUUCCCAUUUUCAGAAUUAAUAUUAACUACUUCAACAACCGAAGUGGCAUCCCAUUUCACUGAUGGGUAUUGGUUUAAAGUUCAACACUGAAGUCCAGCCUCUGCUAUUUAUAGAGCAGCCCAAUAUCUCCCUAAUGUUAAUUGGUGUGUGUGAAAGGAUGCUGACAUGUUGGUUUUGAAAUAUAAGGCAACUGCUGACAUUUCUGAGGUCUGGGUUCUGAGCAUUAGAGAUUAGCCCUAUUUAAAGGUAUAUAAAUAGCUGACCAUCAUGUCCAAUCCAUCUAAUAAAUUCAUUUUUGUCAUCUGGACACUGCUGGCUAAAAUGUGUCGUGUAAAAUACCACAACCUACUAAGUCAUUGUUUUAUAUGGUCAUGGUAUUAAAAAAAAACAUUUUUUCUCACUUUCACUCUUAUCAUCAACAGGAUUAUCUUUUUGUGUUAUAUAUGUUCCGCAAAACCUUUGAACAAAUUUGAACAUGUUGUUCUGACUUUAAUCAUUUAAAAUGUCUUAAAGUUAUGGAAAUAUUCUAUGGCUUUUAUAAACUUCACUAUGCUGCAUCUUAACAUCCUGUGUUUUCAAACAGAAAAGGUUAACAUUCAGAAAUGUUCAUAAAGUAUUUGAAGGGUAAUUCUCUGCUUUCAGAACUAUGGAUGCUCCAACUAUGGAUGCUACCAUAAAUAGACAACAUCUAUUUAUUAUAGAUAUUGUCCUUAUGCAUUACCAAAUUGGCCCUUGUCACAUUAAUGUAUAAAUAAAUGGAUAAAAUGUAUCUUAAAAGAUCUUUGCUUCAAUCUCUCUCUCCCUCUCCCUCUCUCUCUCUCUCUCUCCCUCUCCCUCUCUCUCUCUCUCUCUCUCUCUCUAUCUCUUUCUUUUUCUCUCUCUUUCUUUCUGAAAACUAAAUUUCAGGUUUCCUGGACAAAUGUGGAGUUUCUAAUUAGUGAUUUAAAGUUGAAGAAAGUUUAGAAGAGUGCUCUAAGAAUUUAAGGCAAUAUGUCCUUUGAGGUCUGGCAUCUUCAAACACCUGAAAGCAGCAUCAGAUAAAUUGAUUAGACACCUAACUGUCAGACUGUAUUUUUGAGUCAUAUUAGGGAGGGCGAAUGUGGAUUUCAGCACAUCUGCUCCAUCCAGCUACAAGACUGUCAAUCCAGGGGGGGCACCAGCUGUUUUCAUUACACAGAUGCAUUUAAUUGUUGUGUUAUUUAUUUAUUUAUUUAUUUAUUGAAAUCAUGAACACAGCUGUAAUAAGUAUGAAAAAGUAAUUUUGCUGAAUAAUUUGAAUUGUGGUUGAAGACUCAGCCUAUAUGUUUUUCUGAUAAAUUGCAAUAUACCACUUCUAUUAUUAUCAUCCUUAAGUCACACAACUUAAAUCAGGUUUGCCAAAUCUUACUUAUCUGAAAUGGAACUAGUUUUCCUUGUAUCUGUCCCUCUGAGACUUUGUCCACACAAUUCUUUUUCAAAAUAAGAAAGCUUACAGCAAAACACUUUUUCACGCAGCUAUUUACGAUUAACCAUUCUAAACACAUGGACAAUAUUUACAUUGUAUUCUCUUUUUUUAUUGUUAGCAUUGACACAUCUAAGAUUACAUAUUAAAGUGGUAUGUGAUGACACAUGUUUUAGAUUGAGCAGACGAUUGAUGCAAGAUGUAGUACAGUCAAUAGAUACCAUUGUUCAUUUAGGCCAUCUUAUACUUUGAGUCAUGCCAGCAAAACUUCCAUUGUUAAGACAGGAAUUAAAGAUAUGCACCUUAUCCACGGCACUAGUUUCCAAAAGAGAACCAUGACUCGUUGUUUUUAUGACUUGGUCAGUUGUUUACAUGACAAAGGGUACUUUUUUAAAUGGAAGCAUUAGUUCCAUCUCACGUUUUUAAAUACCAGCUUAAUAGGUUGUGAAGGAAGUGUGGUACCCAGCUCUUGCAGUCAAUGAGCAAGAAACCGUGUAUAGCCUGGACUGGUGGAAAAUUCGUCAUAGGGCAGCACAAAGACAAAAAAGGACAAUAAACCUUGUAUUCCCACUUUCAUGAUUGACGAUAAUGUAAAGAGAUAAAUCAACCCAACAGUCAAGUGUCCGGACUGUGGGAGGAAAGAACGCAAACACAGGGAGAACACACAAACUCCAUUCCAAAACGCCACCAUGGGAUUGUAUCCCAGAACCCUCUUGCUGCAAGGUAACAAUGCUCACAACUGUACCACAGUGCAGCAGGUGUGGUAGCAUACUCAAAGAAUUAUUAAUGCAUGUACCUCAUAUCAUCAGUGUUAUAUCUGAAAUCACACCAUCUCUGAGCUGUAAACUCAAGCAUAAAAGUAUAGUGAGGUUACGCUAUUUAUAUAGAGUCUUGAUCUUUGAGUGCAAGGAUGAAGGCUGAAGAUGAUAUCACUGUGCCAAAAGAAAUGAUUUUAGGCUCCAGACAAAGAAGAGAAUGAGAUCAUCACUAUGUCCUUAAACUCAACUUAAAACUGCUUUCACCAAGACUCCAUAUGAUGCAAUGUCCAUUUUAGGGAAGAAAAAGGUGAACAAUGCAGAAAAAAAAAAAAAAAAAAAAACAAAUGGAUCUAUGAGCUUUGCAGACCUUUUGGCUGUAAGUUGACUUUAUGCAAAGUAAUAAAAAAAAAUGUGCUUAGAUAAAAUCUAAGUCUAACAGGGACCAGUAAUAGAGGAUUGCUACUUGCUGGAAAAUACCAGAACAAAAAAGGUAGGUGAACGUGUUGAGAAUGAAUGAAACCCAAGGGUGCAACCCUGGGCUAACCAGGCAGCCCUGGCUCAAGGUAAUAUCUGCUCAUUACAAAAUUAUUUUCUAUGCUACUUAUUUGUUCCUUUUAUAAUAUUUUUCAAAUAAAUAUUUAAGGUAAAUGUUUGUCUGAGCUCUGCCCAAACAGCUAAAACUGCCAUAAACCUCGCCUGUUAGUGUGAGGAAAACUAGAAAACUGACAGAACAUCUUGUUAGAGGUAUCAAACAGAAAGCAUUCCCCCGGAUAAGUCCGAUUUCCAUACCUUUCUUUUAAGGAGCCUUUGAGUCAAGCAUCAGUUAUAUGGAAUCUGUGUGUAAUUAUCAGAUAAUUGUUUCUGAACUUUAUGAUGUAACCUUGCCAUUUAUGUAAGAAACUGCCUUUUUUUAGACUGUAACAAUGUUUCAUAUACUAUUUUCCAAGAUAUUUUUAAUUUAAUUUAUUUAAUUCUUUUUCCUCAAACUGUAAACAACCCAGCCUGGUUAACUUUCACACCGUAGCCAGUACAGGGUUAAUCAAGCCUCAGAGUUACUGGCGUAGAAUUCCUCAUUAUAUUACUCCCACUCAAAUACUUUGAAUAGGACUCCUAUUUUUUACCAUCUUGAAGACAGUAUGUGAUAUGUUAGGAAUGAUUUUGGAUGAGUCAAGUGUGAGGGUGUACUGUAUGCCACUGAAAUAAGAUAAGAAUAGGUGUGGAAUAUGGUUGCUUACAUCUUUUCCAGUGUGACCAUACAUUUCUUUUGCAGUGUCCAUGUCUGAAUUACAAAAGAAGAUAAAAACCUAGAUUGCACUACAGGAAAUACGUUGUUAAGAGGUAAUAUAAAUGUAUCAUUCUAUGUAUGGAGAGAGAUGUACAGGAAUAAUAAUGAUUUUUCACCGGUGAACUGUAUUCACUCUUCUGACAGAUUGUGACUUAACAGAAUGUUUCAAAUCAUUGUGCAAAGGUGCCCUCUUGUGGCUAAGAGAGAGAAUUUAGACUUCCCACUUGGUUGUGAUGACCUGCAACUUUGCUGCUAAAGAAAGAUGUAUGAAUACAUUUAUGUGACAUGGUUCAUUUAUCUUCCUUCAUCAAAAUAAAUAAAGGCAGUUGAAAUUUUGCUUCCUUUCUGUUUUUGAAUAGUCAUAUUUUCCCCCUGAACUUUAGGAACAUUUCCCUAAAGGGAAAUAAGUCGAUUAUUUUUUUCUUCCACUUACACAUUACGUAGUGACCAGAUUAGAUCCACGUUUAGUGAUUUCCUGUUGAUUCCAUUCUGCA